Cylindrotheca closterium is the source of this 9642-nucleotide messenger RNA. NCBI's taxonomy places the organism in Eukaryota, Bacillariophyta, Bacillariophyceae, Bacillariales, Bacillariaceae. The record is from the annotation of a GenBank genome assembly.
AUGAGAGGAAUAAGCCCCAUCCUGUUGCUCCUGUGCCUGGUUGGUGGUCUAGCGAAGAAAUAUUUUGCAGAAGCAACAAGUGCUUCUUUCUCCGUGGAAACAAUCAAUCUCCAUGGCAUCGAACCUGACCUGUAUCAAGCCCUGCCAGAGAUCGAUGAAGACCCCUCCCCUAUCGAUUUGGUUGGCCUUACAACUAACAGAAAUGUGAAAGUGCUAUUCCCUGCGGCUGAUAGUGAUGUCUUGGUUGUUUUGGCCAGACGAAAUUCGGAUACUGACUACAUCCCCGUCGGUCGGUCCUAUGAUGGAUUUGACUGGGAAGCGGCCCCAGGUCUACAUCAACGACUUCCCAUCACUUGCGUACACUUUGACAACGUCCGAAAGUGUCAAUUAGUGCUGGACAACUCGGAUAAAGAUGAUAUUUACUUUCUUACAAGGUACACCGGAACAGUCUCUGAUGACGUGCGGAUUGCUCGGUUCUUGGAGAUGGCAACCUUUGGUCCAACGCUUCCAUUGAUCAACAGUUUUAACCACGAUAAUGUCGACUACAGUAUGGCCAAUUUCGUGAAGGACCAGAUCGAGAACCAACAAGUGAGCAGCCACCGUGAGUUCUACCGCAGACACCUGAAUGUUCGAGCCGUUGAAACCUACAAACACGGAGUGACAGGUCCAAGAGCGUGCGACCAGAACUCUAGAUGGAGGAGCUUUGCCUUUACGACAAUAGAUCUAGCAAUGAGCAAGAGAGACGAAUCGUUUGCUGUCAAAGUGGAGACAAAGAUGACUACAUCACCUGCUUAUAUCCUAUCCUUUGCAGGAUUUCCUCGGACUGUCCUAUAUGAGCAACCGCAAUAUUAUAAGAACGAACGAUCCCAAACGGUCCUUGGUGUUUUAUCAGACGGAGCGUACCCAAUUUGCUUUAUCGAGGAUAUUCACGGAGAAAAGAGAAUUGAUAUGCCUAAAUUAAACCCUCCUAGUUUCAAAGUGAUGGUCAGUGGGGAGUGUCGACCAGUUGUUGGCGGCAACCCAACCGUUCACCUUGAUUCCACAGUUGUAGAUCGACGUGACUAUCACGAGCUUGAUCUUACUACCAAAUCAUUGAUCCCAUUGGGGCAUGUGUAUUCACACACAGGUACACUACUUUUGGAAGAUGACGUCGAGUCUCCUACUUGCGCCGAUAUUGCUGAUCCUCAGGACUCAACACACAAAUCGUUUACGUAUGAUUGUAACGAUGUGAGGUACCCAGGUGAUUGUGAUCAUUACAAGCGAAAUGGUUGGAGAAACCCCUCAAAGCCAGUCUUUGGUAAGCUCAGUGAUGCAAGCUUUGUCUUGUAUGAUAUCAGACUUGAGCUGGACGAAAACACAGUCGAGAACCCCCUGAUUGAUGGUGGAGGAAACAAGGUUGUCGACUCCUUGUUCAAAGCGUCAACUUCGGUCUACGAUGACUCUCCUCGACCUUCAUAUUACUGUGCUAACGCUCCACAAGAUAUCUUCAAUGAGGCACAUUGCAAACUUUCCUUCGAUCCGAAUGUAUGCGUAACGUAUGAUAUUGCUGUGAUGAAGGCAAUUCCUUUCAAUGCAGAUACCUUGAAGCAAAUAUUCAGUCUCACAGGUCGAUACGUGUACGCUGUGAAAGGGCUCAUCUUCGACGCAACGAUUCAUCCGGAAACUGCUACUAACCAAAACUUUGUUGUAGAUUUGCCGUGCACCCAACUCACGCGUAGCCGAUGGCUAAGAUUGGACAGCGCGGGAGAUGAUACGUGGUUCUAUCGAGAUGGUACCACUGGUGCAUGUGCAAGUCUACUAGAACCGGAAACAAAAUCUGAAUUUGCAACUGCGAUUCAUUCUUCCACAGACCAAAAUCCCAAUCUGAAAGACAUCUACUUCCGUGGAUCGUGUGCAGAAAGCGAUAUAAUGGAGCAUGAUAUGCUAGUCUUCGUUGAUGAGGAGAAUCAAUGCUAUCAAAAUGUUCAUCCCGACUACUUAUCCAUCUACGACCUGACAAACUGGGCACCCCUACCUAACGACACUGUGAACCACCAUCCAGGAGGAAGCGAAGUGAUUCGAAAAUGGACAGAUACUGGUAUUCUGAACUUCCCAGCCGAGCGAUAUAGCUGGCAUACGAUGGAUCGCUGGCACAGAUUUAAGAAUGAAGAACAACGAUUUGGUAAAUUUAUUGGACGAGUGGGUGACUCUGUGAGCUUUGAAGAUCUGCCACCCGAGCUUCAGACAGAGAAUAUUGCUGCUUCUCUUGGCGUCAACAAGCUGGAGAAUGUCAUUGGCAAUAAGUAUGGGACUCUUGUGUGUGGUUCUCAAGGGGAGGUGGCUCCAGAUCCUAUGGAAGAGGAUUAUUUUGAGAUCAAUCUUUUUGAUGCAGAUACUCUUGACACUAUGAUCCAGCCGCAGUCUCAAAGGCAAACCAUUUGGACUCACUUUGCUCUGACGGCAGAGGAUCAGCUUCGACAAAAGAUGGCUUGGGCUUUGAGCCAAAUCCUGGUCAUCACUCCAACAACCCUCACCGAUCCUAGGGCAACCGAGCCAUUCCUCGUGUUUUAUGAUAUUUUCGUCCGCAAUGGUCUCGGAAACUACCGAGACAUACUGAAGGAGGUUUCUUACAGUAUCAAGAUGGGUGAAAUGCUGACCUUUGUGGACAACCGUGCGAUUGCAUUUCUUUGGCAUAUUAGGAAACAAGUGCAACAUCCGGACGAAAACUAUGCUAGAGAGCUUAUGCAGCUGUUCACAAUUGGUACCGUGCGGCUAAACAUGGAUGGAACCGAGGUUCUGGACUGCUAUGGAAAUCCAAUAAAGACAUACGAUUCCAAGGAUAUCGUCUCGUUCGCCCGAGCGUGGACUGGUUUUGCUCGCCAACCUUAUCGUGGCAAUGUCGAGGAUAUCACAGCACCAACAAGACACAGCUACCUUGAUCCGAUGCGAAUCCAAGAUAUUAGGUUCCGAGACCUGUUUCCUAAGAGAGGGCUGGAGGGAAAAUUUAUCGGAGAUCGGUAUCCUCUCUGCAGUGAUCUUCCAGACAAAGCCUUUCUCCGAAGGGGAGCGAAGUACCGACUUUUGGGCGGAAAUCCGAGUCCCAAACUACAAAGUCACUUUGGGGUUGAGUGGAAGGAUCCGAAGACAAAGCGCUUCAGUCUUUUAUUGCAGUCUCCCUUGUACAAUGUCUUAAACUGUCAACAGAAGGGUGGAGAGUGUAUCUACGCACCAGUGGUCACUCUAUCAACCAAUCUACCAUGUUAUGGCAACGAAUGCAAGGUUGAUACUGUCCGAACGGUGCAAGUGGGUGGUGUUUUCUACGAAUACAUUCGUGUCCCAUGUGUUGAGCUAGCAGUUUAUGACAAGGGCAAGAAGUUAUCCGCUGGAUAUAACGAUGACUUGAACAUGUGUGGUAACCCCAAAAUAGCAUCGGCUACAGAGGCUUGCUGCGGUAUCAAUCGAGAAAUGGACAACCUUGUAUUUCGGAAUCCACGACGAGCAGAUAGGUCGUGCGAGUAUCUCGGUGAAAAGGUGACUUUCGCGACGAAUGUGGAACGGUGCAACAGCCUAGGAGGUUACCCCUGCGACAUGGAAGGAUUCCUUCAUUGGAACGAAAACUCAGACCAAGAUUGUAUUCGUGACAUCAGAAGCUCAAACCAACACAUCUGGGAAAACAUUUGGCACUGGACGAACGCUCAUUGCAAUAUCCAACUCGCCAUCAAGAGUAACGGGCUCAUCGCUUUGCAUCAUAAUCCAGAUCAAUCAGGACAUAUUGACCCUCCACGGACAGCUGGUCACGUCGAUGCACUGGAGAGUCUCAACUACUUCAGCGUCCACUGGCCAAAGAAUGAGACCAAUGACGAUCAGUUUCCAUCUGUGGACAACAAUUGCGGGAAUGGGCUAUGUCAGGUGCUUGAUGACGCAACUUGUCUUUGUGAGACAAACAUUGUUGAUUCGGCAGUGUUUACUAGCAUGCCAAGUCGAUCAGACGUAUUGUCGCAGCUCGCGAUUGGUGCUUUCCCUGUGGAAAUGUUUGAUGCGGACCAGUAUGAUCUUGUAGACAACUUUGAUGGAGUAGAGGUUUGGCGCAAGACAGAACACGGAGAAACAUUUGCACCUUCUCCAAGUCCUUCAGGUCGUUGUGAUCGAAAUCUCAUCGAUUGGAACGCUGAUGCGGAGACUGGUACGAACCAGACCUGGUAUCGAUGGGGAAAAGACGAGAUCGCGAUGCAGCAACCUGGAUUCAAUUCCGAUUUCGCGUUCCGAUACUGUCCACAGGAAAUGACUGGGAACAUGAACUUCGGUAUUUAUCAGAACCUUCCGAUACAGUGCCUGCAAGCGAACGACGGUGUACUGUUUUCUUUCAAGGUCAAACUUCAAAAUGUCGCUGAUGGCUCGGCAGUGAAUUGUGAUCCUCAUGCAACAUCCGGGCAACAGUCUUGUCCCUUUGUCCGACUGUAUAUUCGAAGCAAUAAUAGACAUCACUGGAUUGCAUUGUCUGGACUGCGUGAGUGGAAUGAAGAAGAAUGGAAUACAUUCGAGCUAGAAUAUAUCAUUCCAGCUGAGUACGAUAGCAUCACACGCAUUCAACCGUUCAUCGUCGUCGGUGGUCCAUCGGCUAGUGACGGUCGCGUGCUUCUGGUGGAUGAUGUGAGCAUCACAAAAAAAAUAGGAAUUGUGUCUAGCGAAGCACCUAGUGAAGCACCAACAUCAUCUUGUCUAUAUUUCAACAUGGGAGUUAAUGGAGAUGCAGAGACAGGAGAUAUACGGCCUUAUGGAAACACGGGGAGCAACACAAGCUUAACUGUCCAAAGCGAAGAUGUAUAUACUGGUUCUUAUGCAUUCAAGUUCAAAGCGUAUGAAUGGUAUCGUGGAAUCAACAAGGGUGUGUGGAACAUGCAACGGCCAAAUGCUGUUGAGCGAGAGGGCCAAUGCAUAUCAUCGGGUACCAACCUUCACUUUCAAUUUAAGGCAAAACUGAUAAGGGAGACGAGUGCAGGCGCAAAAGGGGUUGAUUGCGAUCCGUCUUCGAGGACAAAAGGAGGCAACUCGGGCAAUUCUGUAGGGUGUCCUUUCAUUCGUCCACACGUGAAGGUGGACGGGAUGAGGUGGGAAGGAUAUGACUUGUGGGGCUUUGAUGACUGGGACGCUAACAGUUGGAACACGUUUUCGGCAACAUGGACAGUUCCGGAGUACGAAGAUCCCAUCAAGCAGUUUCAGAUAAUUUUCCUUCCGAACCGAUACAGCAGGUGGCCCAAUGAUAGCAUGUACAUGUUAUUGGACGACUUCGAAUACUAUGUGGUUCCUUCUACAGAUCCACCAAGUCUCGCCCCAACUUCGUCAGCUUGGCCAUCUUUUUCCCCGUCACUAUCACCAACGUCAAAGCCUUCACAAAUUCCUACUGAAUUGCCUACUUCGUCACCCACAGCGUUUGCAAGCUACUCGAAGGAUACACUUUUCCGCGUCAUGGAUGAAAAGGGUGACUACAUUUAUUUGAAGAACAUGAAAUCUGUCAUUGGAAUCGGAGCAAAGGCUUCGCAAUCUACACAAUAUUCGAUUCGAAAUCCACCAUCAUUCUAUGAUCUAUCAGAAAUUGCGCUUCGAGAUGCCUACUACGAAACGGAUGCGGUGAUCGAUCAUCUUGCAUAUCAUGAUAACACUCCGCCAUUCAUUGCAAAGAACAUCAUUCACCACUUUGGAAUCUCAAAUCCUUCUCCACGAUACGUUGAAACAGUCGCCACCGCCUUUCGCAGUGGGUCGUAUGUCUUCAAGCAAGCUGGCUCUCCGGAUGUAUCUUUUGGAGGAAACAAAUGGGGCGAUCUUUCUGCUGUUGCGGCAGCAGUACUUUUGGAUCGAGAGGCCAGGGCGGUAGUGGUGUCCUUAGACCCAAUACAUGGCUCUGUAAAGGAGCCAAUGAACAAAAUUAUUUCAUUGAUGCGAUCGAUGGAGUACACCAGGGCCAAUCAUGCCAAAGUGAAAUACCCAAUUUUGUCUUCUGGUCUUCGUGAGAGAAUUGGACAGAUGCCAUAUGAAGCACCUGAUGUAUUCUCGUUUUUCGGUUCAGACUACCAGCCACCAGGAGCGUUCUCUCAGGCUUCUUUGGUAUCACCUGAGUCUCAAGUAUUGUCCAUGAUUACGAUUCUCGGGAUGUCAAAUGGACUUUCUUCACUGAUCAAGAACGGCAUGACUUCGUGUAGCUACGGUUUUGGAAGAGGUGUGAGAAACUACUCGUGUGACUACCCCGACGGAAGAUUAGCAUACAUGCCAUCGGCUGCAGCAAAUAUGGCCAAGAAGACCAUCGACGAACUCUCGCUUUUGUUAACUAGUGGGCGUCUCAGCGACGAAAAUAAGGCCAUCAUCCUCGAUAAGUACAAUCAAGUCUGGGCAUCCGACAGUGCUGACAAGGCUCUACAGGUGGCUCAACAGCUGAUCGUGAACAGUCCUGAGUUCCAGACGUCGAGCAUUGUUCGCAAGUCAGGAUCUCCCAGACUUUCAUCCGGAACGACAGGGUCUACAAACGAGCCAUACAAGGCUGUGAUCAAUGUGAAUCUUUUUGGCGGAAUGGAUUCGUUUUACAUGCUAUCACCCCAUCCGUCUUGCUCGUUGUACUCCGAGUACAGCGAUGUUCGCGGAAGCGACGCAACACUGAAUCCAUCGGAUAUGAAACCUUUGGACGCCUCAUCCUCUGCCAACCAGCCUUGCGAUAAGUUUGGUGUUCACAAAAAUCUGGGUGUAAUGAAAGAGUUGUAUGAUUCAGGGAUGGGCGUGUUCAUGGCAAACACUGGUCAUCUCGAAAAACCUGUAACAAAAGAGAACUACAAUGCAGAAACCAGAGCACAAUUAUUUGCUCACAACGCAAUGCAGAAUGAAGCUGCGUUUGUCGAUGCAAUGCGAGAAAAUGUGGGCACGGGAGUACUUGGACGAAUGCUUGAUAUUUUGCAGCAUAAAGACUACGCGGUGUCCGCAAUUUCCAUCGACAAUCAUGGAACUGUACUUGACGGGAACUCAGGACUCGGUCGUGCUGUCGAUGUUGUCAAGAGAAAUGGUGUUGAUAGGUUCUAUGAUAGUGUUGGGAGUCCAUCCGAUGCAAUUACCGUUGAUGAUAUGAAGGCUGCUUUCAACAGUUUGAACGGCGACGUUGAGCCUAACAGCGGAAAAUACGCUGAUCACUGGUCACAGACUUUUAUUGACGGUAUCAAAAAAGCGGGGUCUCUCAAGGCAUCCAUCGACAAUGUAUCUCUCACACAUGACGCGCAAUUUACUGGUGGCGUUGGGCCUCAAUUGAAAAUGAUAGCCAAGCUGAUUAAGGCUCGCGAAGAGAGAGGUGUCAACAGGGAUGCCUUCCACGUCAGAUUCGGCGGUUGGGACCAUCACUCUGAGCUGAAGAGCAAUAUUGAGCCACGAUUUUCUGAUUUGAACGCAGCGCUAGAUGCAUUCAAGAAGGAGAUUACAGAGAUGGGUCUGAUGGAUCAUGUCACUCUAGUUGUGACAAGCGAAUUUGCGAGGACGCUCUCCCAGAAUUCUGGUGCAGGAACUGAUCACGCAUGGGGAGGCAACUAUUUUGUAAUGGGAGGACAAGUCAAUGGGGGGAAGAUUCUUGGCGAGUACCCACAAGGUUUUACGGCGAAUGAUCCAACAAAUGAUGGCCGUGGAAGGCUAGUCCCUACUACUUCUUGGGAAUCUAUAUGGAACCCCAUUUCCCAGUGGUUUGGCAUCGGCGAAGAGGAGGAUCUGGACUACGUACUACCGAAUCGUGGCAACUUCGGUUGUCGUCUCCUUGCGGAAAUGGAUCUAUUUAAAUCGGGUACACAGACAAACAAGGGAUGCGGUGGCGACAUUAUCAAUAUAAACCAGAAUCUGCCAUUGGGCGAAACAAGAUAUCUUACAGGUGAAGAACAGAGGAAGUUAUGUGAUCGCAUGAGUACGGUAGCCGUUGAAGCAGCCGGAGACUAUUCUUUUCGCUGUGUGGUACUCGGUCAGCGCAUUGAAGAAGUCGAUGGUUCGAGCACCCAUCGAUUGAGCCUUGACAUCGAAAUGAGUAGUGAUGCUGUAGGAGUGGCUGAUGCAGUUAGACAGGAAGUUGAUGCUCGUUUCCAGUAUAUCUCGAAAGAUCUCAUGUCCAACGGUAAAGUGGGCGGAAUCUGCGCAACAUCGGGAAGGGCUACAAUUAUACCAUCACAGCUUCCCUCCGCAAUGCCAAGCAACGUGGCGUCGCAACAUCCAACCAAUAGCAUAUCGCCUUCAAACGCGCCGUCGUCCGAUCCAAGUUCGAUGCCGUCCCGAAUCCCGUCGCCGGAGCCAUCGAGUUUGGUCUCGGCUUCCCCAACAAAUAUCGAGAGUGGUCAACCCACGGCAAGUGCUCAACCAUCUCAUGGACCUUCAAUGUCUGUCGAACCUUCGACAAGUCAUCCGUCGUUGCUACCAUCUACGAUGCCAUCAAACAGGCCGUCGCAAAAGCCGAGUUUGCUGCCGUCACAAAAGCCAACCAAAUUGCCAUCACAUUCGCCCUCCGUCGUGCCGAGCAGUGAACCUUCCAACGUGCCUUCUGCUUCCAUAUUGCCAUCAAUUUUUCCAACAUUGGCACCGACGGUGACUGGGGUACCGACCUCAUCACCAAGUCCAGGGCCGUCUACGUCUCCCUCUUUUGUACCAAGCGUGGAAAAAUCAAAUCGCCCAUCACACCUUCGCAGUGGGGCUCCUUCGAUACGUCCAUCGACACCCCCUUCAAGGUACCCAUCGAUUUCCGAUGCCCCAUCUGUUCAUUCAAGCAUGUCACCAUCGUCAACUCCAUCUCAUGCUCAAAGCUUGAGUCCGACAAAUACUCCUCCAAGCAAGAUCCUCUCUGCGACUCCAUCAAUAUCUCCAUCAACAGCACCGUCGAUGACUCCAAGUGUCCAAGUUACAAACGCAAUCUUGAGGCCUAGGAAGAGUCUGACAUUAGCGCCUUCUCGUCAUCCGCUCACUAACGAGCCAAGUGGGGAAGCUUCAGAUCAACCGUCAUCAUGGUGGCAAGCUCCAAAUUUCGAUAUGACAGAUGGGAUUUUAAGGCCCAGGACGAGUCCAACUGCGGCUCCUUCUCGGCAGCUCCUCACGACUGAGCCAAGUGGGGAAGCUACAAUACAACCAUCAUCGCAGUCGCAAGCUCCAAGCUUUAUAGGGACAGAUGGGAUUCUAACACCGAGUACGACUCCAACUGCGGCUCCUUUUCGUGGGCCACUCAGCAGCGAGCCAAGUGGGGAAGCUGCAGUACAACCAUCAUCGCAGUCGCUAGUCCCAACUUUUGAAGUGACCAAUGGGAUUUUACCACAGGUGGAACCUUCAAGACUGCCGUCUAUGAAGCCUUCAUACACACAGCCAAACGAGCAACUGCCAAGAAACCCAUCCGUGCAGCCAACCACGACCUCGUCACGUCCUAGCAUAACGACCACAGCCCGUGCGAGCAACAUUCCGUCUGUGGUACCGUCAACAGAAGCUUCAAAGAUACCCACGGAUCUUGAUAUGAACUCGCAAAACGUCAGCCAAGGGGUUCCGACAAGUACUCUAUUCCGUGCCCAACCAGAUUCGAACUCUGGUCCCCCUGUCACUUUCAUUAUACUCUUCGUGGUGCUAUUUUUUUUAUUGCUUGGUUUAGUUUAUGUACUCUCCUUCCGCGAUGCAAGAUAG